This is a messenger RNA of Meloidogyne enterolobii, 279 nucleotides long. The record is from the annotation of a GenBank genome assembly. Lineage: Eukaryota; Metazoa; Nematoda; Chromadorea; Rhabditida; Meloidogynidae.
AUGGAAUGUAUAUCUUGUAAUGGAUUAACAUUAAAUGAAAAUGAAGAUGAAUGUGUUUGUCAAUUGGGAACAAUUAAUAAAGGAGAUGAAAUUGAGGGGAUAUGUGAAAAAUGUGAAAAUGGCUUGGCACUAAGCAAAAACAACCAAUUUUGUGUUUAUUGUGUAAGCAUUAAUGGAAGUUUAUUACAACGAGAUAACAACGGAAAAUGUCCAAAUUGUGGGAAAGAUGAAAUAUUACAAAUAACGGGAGAGAAAGAAGAUGGAAGUUGGGAUUUUUGA